AACCCCCCCACUGCUCUCUCAACAACUAUCCGCAUACCAUUUUCCCCAUCUUUCUUCUUUAUUUUAGCAUCUCUCUCUAAUUUUAUGAAAAUGGCAGGAGUUGGUGCUCCAGUUGUUUGUGUAGCUUUAGUCAUUUGUAUGGUGGUGCCGAGCUUGGCCACAGUUUACACUGUAGGAGACUCCAGUGGCUGGACCAUGGGCGCUGACUAUAGCACAUGGACCAGUGGCAAAACCUUUAAAGUUGGUGAUAGCCUUGUGUUCAACUAUGGAAGUGGGCACACUGUCGAUGAAGUGAGCGCCAGUGACUACAACACAUGCACAACGGGGAAUGCACUCACCACAGACAGUAGCGGCGCCACAACUAUCGCUCUAAAGACCGCCGGGACUCAUUACUUUAUUUGUGGUGUGAUUGGUCAUUGUGGCAAUGGUAUGAAGAUUGCUGUGACUGUGACAGCAGGAUCACCCACUGCCCCAUCAGGAUCAACAUCUUCUGGCAACCCAACCACUUCUGGUCAUAACACAACCACAACCAACACACCUUCUUCUAACGUUACUGAAUCAUCUUCUGGGGGUGCCUUCUCCCCAUUGGUCACUUUAGUUAUUACUUUUGUUGCAUUUUUUUUGUUGAUUCUGUCAUAAUAAGUGACCAGGAUAGAGGCAGUGCUUUCUUUCUCUCUUUUACUCCGUAUCUUGUUUUGUAUUCAUGAGUUAUCUAUGAGUAGGUUUGUUUUCUUAAAAAA
Molecule: messenger RNA, 740 nt
Organism: Pistacia vera
Lineage: Eukaryota; Viridiplantae; Streptophyta; Magnoliopsida; Sapindales; Anacardiaceae
Product: blue copper protein-like
Exons: 2
Coding region: 85-639 (184 amino acids)
Cellular component (GO): plasma membrane
Molecular function (GO): electron transfer activity
Source: RefSeq, a predicted model, not a curated record